Orbilia oligospora ATCC 24927 is the source of this 402-nucleotide messenger RNA. RefSeq lists its product as uncharacterized. NCBI's taxonomy places the organism in Eukaryota, Fungi, Ascomycota, Orbiliomycetes, Orbiliales, Orbiliaceae. The coding region runs from base 1 to 402 and encodes 133 amino acids. The record is from RefSeq and is a predicted model, not a curated record. The transcript has a single exon.
AUGCAACGAAGACAUUCUUCAAUUGCAUUGAUCGGAUGCUUUUUCCCUACGAGAAGCAAUGGAAACAGUACACGAUCAUUUGGAAGUUUUAGAAGGAAAAGGCGAGAGGCUUCGACAUCGGGGACUGAUAAGGAUAAACCGAAAUACGUUCACAUUCCUCAGCAUGCUGCGGAUAGUCAUGCCAGAACGACGACCCCGCUUCCCUUCACAAUGAGGCCCCUAUCACAAGAUUUUACGCCCGCCAGAACACCAGGCCCAAUUCCAUUCGGUAUGAGGCCUAUGUCCUCAGAGAUUACAAUUCAACCGGCCACGUUGAAUGCACAUUUUAUGGAGCAAGAGCACGCCAAAAAGGUUGCAGGUCAAGGUGGCAGAGUCCACAUUGUUGGAUCAGUCGCGAGUUAA